Suillus subalutaceus is the source of this 1142-nucleotide messenger RNA. RefSeq lists its product as uncharacterized. The record is from RefSeq and is a predicted model, not a curated record. Bases 104 to 892 code for a protein of 262 amino acids. Lineage: Eukaryota; Fungi; Basidiomycota; Agaricomycetes; Boletales; Suillaceae. The transcript has 9 exons.
GAAUCACUGAUCAUGAGAGGGGCUUAUAAUGUAUAAAUACCACCCAGUUAGCACGAUAUUGUCAUUACUCUCUUUUCUUCUCAUAGCUUCAUCAAUUUGAAAGAUGCCUUCAGUCCGCCCUUUGUUCGUGGUUGCUGGUAUCGGCGAUGGCAGUGGGACCGGAGCUGCAACCGCCCGUCUCUUCGCCAGAUCUGGCUACAGAGUAGCUCUGAUCUCCCGAGGACCAGAUUAUCUCAAUAAACUCGCUACAGAGCUCAACCAAGCAGGCGCAGAGGCUACAGCAUUCCCUCUCAAUGACUACACCCCCGCAUCCAUCAAGUCCGCAUUCGCUUCCAUCAAGUCUCACUGGCCGUCCUCCCCUCUCCGUGUUGCGGUUUUCAACGCGGGCUACGGUGUCUGGAAGCCAUUCCUUGAUAUCACGGAAGACGAAGUCCGUGAAUCGAUCGACACUAACGUUUUAGCGGCUUUUGCCUUUGCACGCGCGGCCCUUCUCGAGUUCACAAAGCUCGAGCUUGAGACCCCGAACGACGGUGGAGUUGCUGGCGAUGCUCGUAAAAGGGGCACCCUCAUUUUCACCGGCGCAACGGCUUCUAUCCGAGGCAACACCACAACGUCUGCGUUUUCUGCGGGCAAGUUUGCGAUAAGGGCUUUGUCGCAGAGCUUAGCCAAGGAGUUCGGCAAGCAGAAUAUACAUGUUGCUCAUAGUAUUAUCGACGGCGGCAUCCUCACCGACCGCACCAAAUCUCAACGCAAGGACCCCUCUUGGGAGGCUAAUCAGGAUGUUCGACUUGACCCCAAUUCUAUCGCAAAGACCUACUUGCACCUCGUGGAGCAAGAUAGUUCAGCCUGGGCUUGGGAAAUCGACCUGCGUCCUGCCCACGAAAAGUGGUGAACAACUCGACCAGCAUGUUUUGGUCUGGAGUCAAAGUACAAUCAGAAAUCAUUGGAUUCGUAAGUCUUGCUAUGUAGUUAUGUCGUUGGUGUAUACGCCUUGUUUUCAUUUGUUACGUCCUGUUGCUCUUCUGUUCCUCGAAAGCAGUCUUUCACCUGCGGUGCAAUGUGUCGUAGCAAUUAGAAGGUUAGACAGAAUCUAUCUUACCUGCUGCAAAAAUCCACGGUCCGUGAUUGCGCGCAUGCCAACG